Molecule: messenger RNA, 1545 nt
Organism: Ostrinia furnacalis (Asian corn borer)
Lineage: Eukaryota; Metazoa; Arthropoda; Insecta; Lepidoptera; Crambidae
Product: spindle assembly checkpoint component MAD1
Exons: 3
Coding region: 1-1500 (499 amino acids)
Source: RefSeq, a predicted model, not a curated record
AUGUUCAUAACUUUGCUGCUCGUCGCGCCUGCCCUUUGCGAGUGGGUGGAGAUAUCCCAGCACCACGUGAGAAAACCAACGCGACCUCACCACUUCAGACCUGUCGAAACAGCGACGGAGUCCUUCGAGAAAACCACGAAAGAAACCAAGAUCUACCCCAACCAAUCCUUAACUGAACAUCCGUGGUCCAGAGGCAAUGUCAACAAAGUGCCAAAGAUAGGCAGCGUGCAGCGCGUGCAGUUGGACAGUAGUCCCAUAAAAGCACCAAGCUUGACAGUGAAUCCAGUGAAAAACACUUUGAAUGAAGAAAAUAUCAAGCCUGCAAAUAAGAAUUAUGCUAGUGAAAGUGUGUCACAUACCGACUUGAUGGAAAUUCAGCAACAUAAAAUAAAUAGUGUCCCUGAAAGUGAACGCCAUAACCCUUCAUACAAACACAGUGUAUCUAACAUUGAAAAACUAAACUUUCAAAAUUCUAAACAAAUAUUUCAAGAAAACAAAAAUAAGGACGAAAGAACUAGCACAAUUUUGAAUAAUAGGAAAAAAGGACCUUCACACGAACUGGAUCGGGUUAGUUUCAGUAAACCUGUGUCUAAAAAUCAAAAUACUGAUGAUAUUCAAGAUGAUUUUAAGUUUCCUGUCGUAAAACGUAACAAUAAUGUCACUUUACGACCACACUUAACAGAUUUCAGUUCUAACAAAGGUAACCGGAACUCUCUUUUCACAUCUGAGACAGGCGAACAUAAGGAGCAUGAUGAAAUAUCUGACACAAGACGAAAUGAUAUUCAUAAGUUCAAACUUUCAAAUUCCGGCAUACAGUCUGAAAAAGGUACCACCGAAAAUGUGUCGCAAAGAAAUAAACUUGCACAGAAUUCAAACGCCAACACAAGAGUAAAAUUCCCGGGAACAGAUGAUAAUUUAGAUCGCCACGGUAGUUUUAUCAAAACUAAACUACCAAACUCUGAAUAUGUAAAUGAAAAACUUGAAGAUGAUGAUAAUGAUGCUACAGUUGCCGAUGAAAGUGAAGAUCCUAAUUCUUCCGGAACAGAAGAUUUUAAUUCUGAUGAAAGUAAUUCCGGACCAGAAACUGAAGCAUCAAAUAACAGUAAAGCAAAUUCACUACAAAAUCUAAUGACUUUCAUGAAAGUUGUUGCUGACACUAUAAGAAAGAAUACAAGACGAAGUGUCAGUAGUAAGACAAGGUACUUGACCAAUUUGAAGAACACAAUCCUAGCAAACAUUGCGGAACGGAUAGACACAGCAUGGCCUGACGACGAAUCAGUCCACUCGCGGCAGAGACGAGCCGCGGCGAGCCCUCGCGGCCACGUCGAGAUACCCUCCUCGGAGAGCGCGCUCAUGACUAUCUCCUUCCUCACGUUCGCUGUGUUUCUUAUCAAGCUAGUGCUGCAAGUCAUCCAGACGUACAAGAACAAGGCGAUGAUGGUGUCUCCGGCGGUAGUGGCGGUAGGACGAGCCGUAGCAAAACGCAUCGCGAAACCCUGAAAUACAUUAAUCGUUAGUCUUAUCGAAUAAAUAAUGACAAAAUAA